UCUCUCUCUCUCUCUCUCUUUCUGCUCGUCUCCUCCUUCCCGUUACGGGCUCCAGCCUCCUUCCCUUCAUUCUGGUAAGUGUAGCCGAAUCUCUCUGUUUCUCUCUCUGUCCAUAUCCCAAUAUAACAGAAUCCUUCUCGUCGCCGGGUCGAAAUGCUCGUGGUCCGGGCGAAUACCAGGCCCAGCGUGGGGUGCCUACAUAAUCCCCCGCCCUCUUGUAACGCCAGUUUUAUCUCACUCUCCCUCCCAUUUUCUCUCGCUUAUCUAUUUCACGCACGAACGGAAGACCGAAUCUAAGGACAACAAGAGAAGCGAGGAGCUCUGCUUAACUGGGUUGAAGCAUGGGAUUAUAGAAUUGAGAUACCCGAGUUUUCUGCCAUUUUCAUUGCCCAAAAAUGAAGCUAAACUUCACACGUGCAUGUUGUCCCUCUAAUUUCUCGACUUUUAUUAAACCCUCUCUUUGUACCAAUCUCCAUCGGCCCCUCUGCUCUUCUUCAUUGUCAUCCUCGCAUACAUCUUUAAAACCUCAAAUUCCGCUCUUUCUAAGACCACCAAUGCAUUCAGCGACCGUUUCUGACCUCCAAAAGUGGCAUGAUUGGGCCAAAGGCCUUGCUUCUUCAGUUGGGACAACGUUCCUGGACAGUGACAAUGGCCCUGAUUCCAGCCUGUUGUGCAGGGAGCUUAAGUGGCUCGUGGAAGAUACAAUUGAAGAUAACUCAGUACUUUCGCAAAUGAGUAUUGAAAACGGUAAAAGAAGUGUAAGAUUAAGGGCCUGCGUAGAGGAUCUUUACAAUAUGUGGAAGCAGCGGAUUGAAGAGAGGAAGCCUUUUCAGUACAUAGUUGGGUGUGAGCAUUGGAGGGACUUGGUGUUAAGCGUCCAAGAAGGGGUUUUGAUUCCAAGACCUGAGACUGAACUCAUUGUUGACUUGGUGGCUGAUGUGGUUUCAGAAAAUGAAGAUUUAAGAGAAGGGUUGUGGGCAGAUUUGGGUACUGGAAGUGGUGCACUUGCUGUUGGAAUUGGAAGGAUUCUGGGGAGUCGUGGGAUGGUUAUUGCAACAGAUUUGAACCCGAUCGCCCUGUCAGUGGCGGCUUUUAAUUUGCAGAGGUAUGGUUUGCAGGAUAUAAUUGAAUUAAGGCAAGGAUCAUGGUUUGAACCAUUGAAGGAUGUGGAAGGAAACAUUGCAGGUAUUGUAAGUAAUCCACCGUACAUACCAAGUGACAAUAUUUCUGGGCUACAAGCUGAAGUUUGUAGACAUGAACCGAAGCUUGCAUUAGAUGGUGGUCUCACUGGCAUGGAUUAUCUUUUUCAUCUUUGCAACGGGGCUGCUUCAAUGUUGAAACCUGGUGGAUUUUUCAUUUUCGAGACAAAUGGUGAGCAGCAGUGCAGGUGUCUGAUAAAGUACUUGGAAAGUGAUCUCAGAGGCAGCUUCUGCAAUGUGGAUAUAGUAUCCGAUUUUGCUGGCAUUCAACGAUUUCUAAUCGGAUUCCGUCAACAACAAACUUGAUUGGUAAUAAUCUUGUAUUGUAUGUUUGCCAUGGAGUAGGUAGAAACAAGAAGUAAAAAAAAAAUAUGGUAGCUGUACUCCAUGGCAAUAAGCCAUCUCACACCUAUGAAAUUUGGAGGCUUAUCGUUGUGAACUUUACAUGACUCCCUUUCUCACUCUCUUGGGUUCCACUGACUCUGUAGAGGGUCCUCAUCUGAAUUGUGCUGUGUUGAAGGUUGAAAUCGUGAAACUUCUAACGCCCAAACACACCACAUGCACAGGGUGUUGGCUUAAAAAGUAAAAUGGCUAGGGCGAUGCUUGUGUGUGAUAA
Molecule: messenger RNA, 1815 nt
Organism: Juglans microcarpa x Juglans regia
Lineage: Eukaryota; Viridiplantae; Streptophyta; Magnoliopsida; Fagales; Juglandaceae
Product: release factor glutamine methyltransferase
Exons: 4
Coding region: 396-1505 (369 amino acids)
Biological process (GO): protein methylation
Molecular function (GO): nucleic acid binding; protein methyltransferase activity
Source: RefSeq, a predicted model, not a curated record